This is a messenger RNA of Tinamus guttatus (white-throated tinamou), 1906 nucleotides long. Lineage: Eukaryota; Metazoa; Chordata; Aves; Tinamiformes; Tinamidae. The record is from RefSeq and is a predicted model, not a curated record.
UUACUACCUUUAUAACCAUUGGGCGAUGCAAGCAACCACCUAUUUCUUCAUCUUUCUCAACCUUUCCCUUGUGCUGUUUGAAGAACCUGCUGUGUAUCCGCUUCCCUUCUUGGCUGCAUCUCUGAUGGAAGUGUUGUGCCUUCUGGUGUUCUCUGUCCGGCUCAUGCACUUUGCGAAAGUCACUCCUCGCAACAUAUUUUGGAAGGAUACCAAGAACAUCUGUGUCAUGGUUGCAAUCCUGAUGUCUCUAAUAGACUUGGCUGUCUUUGGAGCCCUCAGGAUAUACAAUGUGAGGAGUGUUCGUUGGUCAAGAAUAGUGAGGCCCAUCUUCCUGAUCAACUUUGCAGAGAGUCGCCAGAUUCGAAGAGCGUUUCGCAGCAUCCGCAACACGUUCCCGGAGAUCACCUAUGUUUUCUUGCUCUUCAUGUUCAGUGUUCUCAUGUUCUCCCUCAUGGCCUUGAAGCUUUUUGGUGAGAGGAAUCUUCAGACAGCAGAAGGCUUGCCAUAUUUUACAAACUACCUGGAAAUUGUGUUUGAUCUGUAUGUGCUAGUGACAACAGCAAACAGCCCGGAUGUCAUGAUGCCAGCAUUUGACUUCAGCUGGUGGUAUGCACUGUUCUUCAUUACCUAUGUCAUCAUCAACACCUAUAUCUUCAUGUCUGUCUUCCUGGCUGUUGUGUACAACAACUAUAGAAAGCACCUAAAGAAUGAGAUCCGCAAGCUUGCUUACAUGAAGCGCCGCAAGAUGGUAGAGGCCUUCAACCUCCUGAAGGAAGAGGAGGGAGCCGAAUUUGUAGUUAGAGAAGCCCAGUGGAAGCAGCUUGUCAAACUGGUGGCUCCUGAUAUCAGCAACUCCCACCGAGAGUUGCUGCUGCACAUAUCUGAUGAUGAGCAGAAGGGCUUCAUAGACAAAAAAUCCUUUGUACGCCUGGCAGAUCUCCUCAACAUCCAGGUGAUCACCCUCAAGAUACGCAGGCAUCCGCUGGCCCGAUGGAUGCCUCAUCUCUACAACUCAGCAGCAAGCCAGUUUCUGCGCAGCAUGGUUAGGCACAGGGGAUUUGUUUGGACUUACGAUGUCAUCAUUCUAAUAAAUGCUAUAUUCAUUGCUUUGGAUGAGGAAAGCCCCUAUAUUUCCUAUGCAGAGUGGGUCUUCCUUGCACUGUAUAUAAUUGAGAUACUCCUGAAAGUGUAUACUUACGAACCAAGGACGUUCUUUGGCAAAAACCAAUUCUGGAACUGGUUUGAUACCCUGAUCAUCUUUGCUGCCUUGACUGCAACAAUACUCAACACCACUCUAAAAUCGACUACAGAGUACAACAGCCAACAAAUUCUGGACAUUGUCUUCAUAUUAAGGGUCCUCAGGCUAAUAAGGAUUGUUGAUAGCAUUCAAAGGUUUCGAGUCAUCAUGAACACGCUGAUAAACAUCGUACCGACAAUGCUGACAUUCGGUGGGCUGACUCUGGUAAGAUACCCUAGUGUCUUGGCUCAAAGCACUCCAGUUUUGCAGGAAUCUUUCAGCAUCUUUGUGUCAUUCAUCUUGGAGGCUUUCUUUGUGGAGUAUUCACUAGAGAAGAGUGAAGUGGAAACAGCCAUUGAACAGAAAAUCCAGGAACUGGGAAUGGGAAUCCAAGAGGAUGAGCUCCAGGAUGAAAAACUGGUUGAUAACAUGGAGAGUGCUGAACAUGACCUUGAGGGAGAAGGUGGAACAAAGCCACAAGCUAAGGGGCUGGUGUUUAAAAUUGCCUCCAAACGGUACCGAACAGUUGAUGCUCUGCUUCAGCGUAUGUUUGAGGCAGAACUACCCCCAGAGGAUGAAGGUCCUUCCUUUGAAGAGAUCUUAAACCUGUCCCCUACUGAUGCUGUACUGAGAAAUGUCACUUUUGAGGCUGCUGCAUAAUCUGGGAAA